AGUCUGAAGUUUCUUGCAGCCCGUGACACCGCGGUGACAUCAACAAAUCCUAUCCUGAUUCCUGACCGCGCUCGGUGGCGGCGCUCGGCGACAUCCCUUCCUCCAUCCCUCUCAACUCCCCCUCCAUCGGGAUGCACGCGCAGGCACUACUGUCGAACCAGCCGAUCUGGCAGAGCAGCGGCGGGGCGCCGGGUCCGGAUCUCCCCACGGGCUGCGAGACUGCCGCCAGCGGCGGCGAGAAGACGCGGCUCCUCGUCCCCGUCGCCGGCGGGAUCGUCGAGCUCUUCGCGUCGAGAUAUAUGGCGGAGCUGGUCAUGGCGCAGUGCGGUGGCGGUGGGCAGGGGUGGCAGGAGAUGGAGCCGCCGUCGACGGUGGCGCGGGAGCAUCAGCAGCUGCACGGCUCGGGCGUGGGGAGGGCAGAUUCGGGGUCGGAGGUGAGCGACAUGCAGCUGGGGGACGCCAACGACGACGUCGACGGCGAGACGCAGAGGGGCUCCGGCAAGGACGGCGGCCGGAAGCAGCAGCAGUGCAAGAACCUCGAGGCGGAGCUGAAGCGGCGCAAGAAACUCACCGACCGCCUCUACAAGCUCCGCCCUCGUCCCCAACAUCACCAAGGUAAUCAUCGUCAUCCAUGGCCGCCGCCCUGUUUCGUGUUGGGGCUGACGAGCUCACGACACGCCGGCGAUCACCGGAGACAAGAAAUCACGGCAAGGGAGAAAACAGAGACAAUAUGGUGGCGCACAAACACCCUGCCGCAUCAACGGCUUUUUCUGUUUUUCUACUCGAGCUCGAACUCGAUCUGCCCGUCACGUUACACAGGAGGGAGUGGGCUUUACGCACGCGCACUGACGCGCAUGCCGUGGCCCCGACGCACCCACUCACAGACUAGCCACGUCCCACGCACCCCAGCACACGCGCCCUAUGCGGUCAGAUCCAGCCCCUGACGCGGUUGCUCCUCUGCAGUUCACGCCAACUGACACACACACGGUACACAUGCACAUGCACACCCCUGUGCCACAAACGAACGCACACGCCAUGGACCCGAUGCGGCCCGGACCACACCUGACGCGCCCAAUGCCACACCUGCACAGGCACGGAACGCGGUCCGCCGCGGCUUAUUACCCAACAAUCACCCCCUAAGCCACGGCCUGUACAAGGUGAAGCAUUGGGAGGGAUCUAUAGCAUGUGAUCGGUAGUUUGAUCCCUAGUGAUCUCCACUUAAAAUAAUGAUCCUAAAAGACAUGGAGCAUGCACGUACUGGGCCAAGUGAUUUUAGGGCUUCUUUGGAUCACAGGAUUUGCAAAACAAAGGAAUAGGAAAAAUGGAGGAUUUGAUUGCCAUGACAUAGCCAAUCCUGUGGAUUUUUUCCAGAGGUCAGACCUCAUGUGUAAAUUCCUUUGGAAUCAGCACCUUGGAGACCCAAUCCUGAGGAAUUUUAAUGGCCCAAUCCUUUGAUCCAAAUGCGUUUCAUAGGAAACAAUCCUGAGGAUUGAUAUCCCAUGAAAAUCCUGUAAAAAUCCUUCAAUCCAAAGAAGGCCUUACAAAGGGAAAUAGAAGGCAUGUGCUAGGGAUCUCUGUGUCUGACUAGGGGCAUGGGGCGUGGGGAAUGAUUGGGAUAGAUUUUGUUUUUUUAGGAAAAAUCACCUCGCGAGGUGGGACUGCAUGAGGUGUGACAUGGCUUGGUGUGUUUUGGAUAUUGAGGUGUCCAUCCUGCAACUUGAGAUAAAUCAAGUAGUGCGGGUUUUUUUUUUUUUUUGCAAAAAGUGGGGGUAAAGUAUAUAGGAUUCUUGUAAUAUUCUCACUUACGGUUAAGCAUGUCCAUACAGGCAUAAACCAUAUUAUAAACAUAGUAUAUAUUUGGUUCUGCAAACAGGAUUUCUUGUGCAAAUGCGACAAGGAACACUCUGAUUUCUUAAAACGCAGAGCAUUCAGUGAAUAUUCUUAUGAUGUUGCUCUGCCAUCUUUCUCAACUACCAGCAGACAAGGAGCAAAAUGGUUGAACAGCUUGGCACUAACAUAUACUAGUACUGAUUGCAGUGAUUUUUCUUUUCACUGUCAUAUAAAGCGCAUUUGUCAUUCUUAAAUAAUGUCCAUACCACCCUUUUUCUUUCACUCGUUUGAUUUGAUGGCGUCGAUUCAACCACACUUAUUUCUUGCUACUUUCGAAAGGGUUCAUCAUGGCUGUCAUCAUUUCUAAAGGCACAGGGUUCUUCAGGCUCCUAUGAUCCCGUAACCUUCACAGAGUGGUGCUUACUCCAUCUCUUGAACAUAAAGCGUGUGUUAGCCUUUAGCAGAUUCUUACUCAGUUUAACGUAAAAUGUGCAUCAUCUGAAAAGCUUCAAGGCUUGUGAUGGCUUUGGCAUGCUUUUGAGAAUUAAAACUAGGAGCACCAUGCAAAGCAUCAACCUCUUUAAAAAUCUUUGAAAUACCCCUGAGGCUCUCCUUGACAGUUACACCGGCUCUUUGGAAUGCUUCAUCUUGUACGUGGAAGAUCACAUGUUAUUUGUGAAACGAAAAUGGUUGUUUUAUAAUUUAGUUAACAUGCGCACGACAAAAAAAUCUUCAUCAAGGUUCUUCAUGGGGCUCUCCAUGUCCUCCUUUUGUAUUCCCUGGUUAGAAUGGUCCUUCGCAGCGAUCUCCGUGACAUCCUUCUGUUUUCCCUGGUCAGAACCAUUAUCAGCCUUCUCAGUAGGGGCCUCCAUUGGGUCUGAAGGUGCUCAGAGGUCAGAAAGAUGUAUGUCCUCCACUGCUGGGAAUAUUCAUAAUGGUGGUUCUUAAAAAAACAUGUUAGUAUGGGGUGUUUGGAUAGUAAAGUUAUUUAGAAAAAACCUUCUUCACAUAUUUCUCCAAUUAUAAUAAUCUCAUAAUUAGAUAAUUUACAUCAUAAUGUUAUGCUUAUGUACAAUUCUUUGAUGAGGUCCACCAGGAGCUUGCCAUGUGUAAGGGUACGCCUAAGACACUCGUCCAUUUUUUUUCAAGGGUGCACAUCUUAUCGACUUGUUGUGCACCGGCCUCCCGCACGAUGGACCCAACUUCUUUCAAACAACCAAUACAUGGUCGACGAGUACCUUAGCUUGCAACUUUGGAGCAGUUAGAAGCAUAUAACUUCAAUAGUAGUUGCAAUAUUACAAUAUAUAUUUAUGCCUGAUGUAACCACUAGUGCAGGCGACUGCUAUGCAAAUGAUUUUUACCCCCUUUCCGUGACAGACUUUUAAACUGUCGUCUUGCCUGUUUGUGCGAUAGGGGUCCAUCCCACACAACCCAUAAAAUGUCGGCGAUGCUGGAAAUAUGCCCUAGAGGCAAUAAUAAAAGGAUUAUUAUUAUA
This is a messenger RNA of Triticum aestivum (bread wheat), 3325 nucleotides long. RefSeq names its product transcription factor TDR. The transcript has 3 exons. NCBI's taxonomy places the organism in Eukaryota, Viridiplantae, Streptophyta, Magnoliopsida, Poales, Poaceae. Bases 132 to 944 code for a protein of 270 amino acids. The record is from RefSeq and is a predicted model, not a curated record.